Messenger RNA from Lucilia sericata (common green bottle fly), 730 nucleotides. Its product is annotated as gustatory receptor for sugar taste 64a-like. Gene Ontology annotation, molecular function: sweet taste receptor activity. Gene Ontology annotation, biological process: detection of chemical stimulus involved in sensory perception of taste; sensory perception of sweet taste. The transcript has 3 exons. The annotation marks the transcript as partial. The record is from RefSeq and is a predicted model, not a curated record. Lineage: Eukaryota; Metazoa; Arthropoda; Insecta; Diptera; Calliphoridae. Gene Ontology annotation, cellular component: membrane.
AUGAAUAAUCAAGUGCAGAAUAUAAAUGUUUUAAAUAACAAAUUAAAUAGUGAUGAUGAACAAAGUUUAAGCAAACCUUCAGCGAAGAGAUUCUAUAGUGUCGAAGAGGUGGAAGAUGUUGAGUUUUUAUCCGAUAAUCGUUAUAUUAGUGAUGUUGAUACUAAUCGUACUUUGACCUUGAGACACAACAAGACUCCGGUGGAAAAUGUUUCAGUGCCAGAAGAUAGUUUUAGUGUUAUUAAACCGAAUAAAAAUUAUGUUGUCGAGGAGAAUUUCAAUGAAGAGGAUGAAUUUGAAAUUAAAAAUAGCACUGAAGAUACUUUCCACAGGGCAGUGAGUCCAAUUCUCUUCUUGGGCCAAUGUUUUGCCUUAAUGCCUGUUAUGGGUGUUUUAAAUCCAAAUCCAAAACGUUUAAAAUUUUCCUAUAAAUCUCUACAAGUUAUUUUCACAAUAUUUUUCUUGUGCUCCAGCUCUAUACUGACCUUAACUAUGCUGAAGUUUUUAGUUAAAGUUGGCAUUAAUGCCAAGAAUUUUGUGGGUUUGGUUUUCUUUAGCUGUGUUCAGUGCUCCACUUUACUUUUUGCCUCUUUGGCUCCACGUUGGCCCAAUAUAAUGCGUUAUUGGUCUCGAGUGGAAACAACUUUCACCCAAAAACCCUAUGAAAUGCCAAAAAAAUCAUUGGCCAGUAGAGUGAGAGUUUCAGCAUUAUUGAUCAUAAUUGGUUCAGCUG